GCCAGCAGAGCCGCGCCGUCCGGCCGUCCCCGCGCGCCCUGCCCGCGGACCUGGGACCUCGAACCCCCGACCGGCGCGGAAGCCCCUCGGAACGCUCGCUUUUCUGAAAAAGGAAAUGAAACCAGAGACAGAGGGAAGCUGAGCGAAAAUAGACCUUCCCGAGAGAGCGGGGAGCCGAGGAGAGGCGCGGUCCCCUCCCCGCCCCCGGGCCGCCGCCCCCCGCCCGCCCGCGAGCCCGCGCCGCGACCCCGGCCGGAGGUGCGCGCAUCCCCGGCGGCGACAGCGCGCGGGCCGAGCCGGACGGGCGGCGGCGGGACCGGGAUGGAAGGGAGCGCGGUGACUGUCCUUGAGCGCCGAGGGCCGAGCUCGCCGCCGGGGCGCCGGAGCAAGAGGCGGCGCGGGAGCGGCGGCGGCGCCCGAGCACCCGAGGGGGUCCGAGCCCCGGCCGCCGGCCGGCCCCGCGCCACAAAGGGAGCGCCCGCGCCGCCUGGCACGCCACCUCCCUCCCCAAUGUCCUCGGCCAUCGAGAGGAAGAGCCUGGACCCGUCUGAGGAGCCAGUGGACGAGGUGCUGCAGAUCCCCCCGUCCCUGCUGACAUGCGGAGGCUGCCAGCAGAACAUCGGGGACCGCUACUUCCUGAAGGCCAUCGACCAGUACUGGCACGAGGACUGCCUGAGCUGCGACCUGUGCGGGUGCCGGCUGGGCGAGGUGGGGCGGCGCCUCUACUACAAGCUGGGCCGGAAGCUGUGCCGCCGAGACUACCUCAGGCUUUUUGGCCAAGAUGGUCUCUGUGCAUCCUGUGAUAAGCGGAUCCGUGCCUACGAGAUGACGAUGCGGGUGAAAGACAAGGUGUACCACCUGGAAUGCUUCAAAUGUGCCGCCUGUCAGAAGCAUUUCUGCGUGGGCGACAGGUACCUCCUCAUCAACUCCGACAUAGUAUGCGAGCAGGACAUCUACGAGUGGACUAAGAUCAACGGAAUGAUAUAGGCUAGAGCCCCCACCUCUUUGCAGAGGAGUCUCCCUGAAGUCGCUGUCUCCGUGGGGUCUUCACUCUUAAGCACUUUGGGGAUGUGAGGGUGGAUGAGGCAUAUCCGAGGGGAUGGUAGACCCUAAUUGGGCACAAAGACACAGCAUCCAAGUGACAAUACAAAGGACGAGACUUAAAUGUGACAAAAUGACUGGCCUUUAGGAAGAACUUAUGGCCAAUGGCCACAGCCUCUCCUUAGUAACUGGCGUGGUUGGUAAGCUGGGGUGUGAGCAGGUGCUGUGCCGCCAUGAUGGAGCCACGUCUGCACAUAGGGAGUGUUGUGGACAGCCUGUUAGGACUUCGACCCUUGAAAUCUAGAGAUGUGUGUUUGAUUUCUUUUCUUCCUGGCUUUUAUGACAACCCUGUUCUGGUCACUGUCUUCCACACAAGGGAAGGACAGAGAGGAGAGUGGACGUCUUUUUUUUCUUGGCCGCCUACUCAAGGCCUUCAGCCUUGGACCCAAGGGAAAUGCAUGGAGACACAUUUCAGUUGAUAAUGGAAACUGCAACUUUUAGCUAAACAAUUAUUUAAAGCAAUGCUCAUGAGUCACUCUUUUUAGACACCUUAGUUUUGAGGUGUGGAGCUCCACAGAUUGUUUCUAUACAAAUGUAAAUCUAAAGAAAAGUUGUUCAACUAUUUUAUUAUCUUAGAUUAUGUCAAAGUAUUUGUUGUGUGUAGUUAAAAAAACUCUGCAGACAAUAAAAACGACAGACUAAAAUGCA
Molecule: messenger RNA, 1749 nt
Organism: Equus caballus (horse)
Lineage: Eukaryota; Metazoa; Chordata; Mammalia; Perissodactyla; Equidae
Source: RefSeq, a predicted model, not a curated record